Molecule: messenger RNA, 1241 nt
Organism: Phytophthora nicotianae INRA-310
Lineage: Eukaryota; Oomycota; Peronosporomycetes; Peronosporales; Peronosporaceae
Exons: 1
Coding region: 199-996 (265 amino acids)
Molecular function (GO): phosphatidylinositol binding
Source: RefSeq, a predicted model, not a curated record
AAAGACGGCGAGAGCCACUGGCGAUUUCCCGGUCAAGAACAGCGAGCCUUCAUUUCUCGAUUUGUCGCAACUCGAUCGGUUUCCUAGUGCGUUUGCCAUUUUGAUUCUCCCGCGCUGGCAAACUUUCCGCAACAACCCGAAGGAGCUUUAACCACUUGCCAGUCGUUAACCUGCCGCCAGAAUCACAGUCAGCCCGCCAUGAUGAACGCGCAGAGCCACUGGAACAUGAUGAACGCGCAAAGCCACUCGAAUAUGAACGUCUCGGCGCUGCAGCCGUCGCUUUCGCCUCAGUCCGUCACGCGCCGCGCCACUGUCGCCAACGACGGCGAAAUGUACCACCACCGCGCGUCACACGCUACUAUCGAGCGUGCCCCCAGAACCGAUAACAAAGUGGACGUGCAGAUCCUCAAGAAGCUGUCGGCCUCGGUCUCCCACUUCGAAGGCCCGCGCAAGAACCUGAGCUUCGUCGUGUCCGUGGAGACGCUCAUUCCUAGUCGUCGCGCCUUCUCGGACGAGCGUGAGUCCUGCCAGCUCGUGGCACGCUCCUUCGACGACUUUCGCCGCUUUCGCAAGUCACUUCUUGCCCGUGUCGGUAGCCUCCACAACCCGUCGCUGCUGCUCUCUGGACGCAGCGGCAAGUGCCGAUGUGAGGGCGCCAAUGGUUGUCCCUUUGACGUGACGCGCAGCUUCCUGGAGCGACUCAAGUUCACGCGGAUGCCUUUCCUCAGUCUGGGAGAAAGCGAGGCGGACAUCACGAAGCGCCAGCAGGAAAUGAACAACUUCCUCCACAUCAUCUUUGCCAUCCUGCACCGCAUGCAGCCUGGCUCAUGGCACCCGGAGUGCCGAUUCCUGCAGGACGUCAUGGCCUUCCUCGAGGUGGAGGAGUCAUUCUCAAACCAAAUGGACCUGCUCCUACGCUCGAGGAACCGUCACAUGAGUCUGGACGGCUGGAAGGCGCACACCCUUGAGACUUUUGGCUCGGGUAUCGGCGUGUAAAUGCCUGUGUCUUUCCCAGCCGAGACCAGCCUGUGGCUUCUGGAUCCACGGAUCACGAAUGAAGGGGUUCACCGCCUUCAGAGCCACAGAGGAGAGACAUCAGGUGUCUCUCACUAUUUUAUUUAUUCGACGACGUGAUGUAUUAGCCUUUGGCCCAUGCAGCGUGCAAAAGGGUGCAAGGCGAUAAAUUUUUCACUUGAACAAAGUGCAACGUUAUAAACACGAAAACCCAUUUUGCAUUUUUU